This is a messenger RNA of Astrephomene gubernaculifera, 548 nucleotides long. The record is from the annotation of a GenBank genome assembly. Lineage: Eukaryota; Viridiplantae; Chlorophyta; Chlorophyceae; Chlamydomonadales; Astrephomenaceae.
GCACCCUCAUAAACGUAAUCUGCUAUUAUCGCUGAGUAGCAUAUGAAGUUGUAGGAUUGCAGUAGUUGCUCCGGUGUUGUAGGGUCUCACCUAGAUCAUAACACAAAGCCGUAUGAUAAUCUAAAGCAUAGAUGCAUAAAGAACAGCUAUGACCUGAGCGGUGAGCAAGCGCUGCGCAACAGCCGUAACGCCUAAAGUAUACGUUCGCGACGUUUCGCGCAAGGAACGAGGAUACUGGCAUUUCCUGGAAUGCAUCCCUCCUAUGGAUUACGAUGCCUACAAGGUGUUCAGUAUCAGGCCCGAUGCCGCAGCCUAAUCGCACGCGUGUUAAACUCCUCAUCACGCCAAGCGAGCAAGUCGAGCCCGGAACCCCACACGCCGCACUUGGUCAACGUCUCCUUCAAGGUGCAGUACAGGUGCCCGUACGGCCAGCGAGUGGCGCUGGUGGGCGACGUGCCGCCGCUGGGCCGCUGGGCCACCGGGCGCUGCCAGCGCAUGCGGUGGGGCCGGGGGGACUACUGGAGCUGCAGCGUGGCGCUGCCGGCAGG